UAUUGAUUUAAAAUCAAAAUUUCGCGAACAGCAACAACGUCAAGCAAUCGUAACGUGUGUGCGCCUCAAAGUAGUUAAACAGCUGCUUAGUUUGGACGCAGCUUCUGUCCGUAUACGUAAAUACGUUCAAAGAUUACUUAAAAUGAAAUUAAAACUCCAUUUAUAAAACUACACAAACUUAAUGCGACGCAUUUAUACUACGGCCUAUGCACACAUUAUGUCGAAAAAUAAGGGAAAAGGUAAAGGAACUAGCAAAGCCGGUACGACAACCACACCGCCUGUCUCAAAUACGCCGGUCACACUGGACAAGGGUGGCAACAUUGCCAUAAAAAUUCUGGCAAAGCCUGGCGCUAAACAGAAUGGCAUCACAGACAUUGGACUGGAAGGUGUUGGCGUACAGAUUGCAGCACCACCCAGCGAGGGAGAAGCCAACGCUGAACUGGUAAAAUUCCUGUCCAAAGUACUGGGACUCCGCAAGAGCGACGUGUCGCUCGACAAAGGCUCCCGUUCACGCAACAAAAUUAUACUCGUUAGCAAAGGAGUCACCACAGUGGAGGCCAUAGAACAAUCACUGCGGAAGGAAUGUGAAUCAUGAUUAAUUGAACCAACUCUUAAAUAAAUGAUCAAUCUACGUAGUUUGUAUGCUUUAUUAUCGAUGCGAUCAUCCAAUCUUAUUACAUAUUCCAUUUAAUAGCUAACGCAUAUGUAGUCUUUGUAUUUCUUUCUUUCAUUACAUAAAUUACUUGGAUUCUAAAUUAGAAAUUUCUUAUAAACGACAACUGCUCUUACAUAGUGAAUGUGUAAAUCCUAUCAUUACAUAUUUUCUUGAUUUUUUUUGAAUGAGUUAAGCGUAUUCCUGUCGCCUAUAACGCGACACAACGUAAAUACAAAUUACAAAUGUCAACGAAACAUUAAAUAACUCGGUUGUCAAGUCCAACACAAGAAGCGGUUCCGACAAAGGAAAUGAAAUGUGAUCAACUUUUAAGUAAUUUUGUAUCAAAUGGUGUGAAUAAAUGGUUUUGGUGGGGAUGGAUGAAUGGUUUGGGGGUUGAAUGGUUGUUUAAUCGACCUCCUCCAUGUGAGAUGCAUCCUCGGUGUCCUCAA
Messenger RNA from Drosophila hydei, 1104 nucleotides. RefSeq names its product UPF0235 protein C15orf40 homolog. Lineage: Eukaryota; Metazoa; Arthropoda; Insecta; Diptera; Drosophilidae. Gene Ontology annotation, cellular component: cytoplasm. Bases 182 to 595 code for a protein of 137 amino acids. The transcript has a single exon. The record is from RefSeq and is a predicted model, not a curated record.